AUGGAGAAGGCUGAGAAACUCAGUGCUGCCUUUGUCUCAAUCUUUACUGGUAAGACUGGCCUUCAGGGAUCCUCUGAGACCAGUGGGAAAGUUUGGAGCAAGGAAGAUCUCUCCUUGAUAGAGGAGGAUGAGGUUAAGAAAGAUUUAAGCAAACUGGGCAUAUAUGAGUCCAUGGGACCUGGUGGGAUGCACCCACAAGCACUGAGGAAGCUGGCUGAUGCCUUUGUAAGGCCACUGUUGAUUAUCUUUGCAACAGAGUGGGCAUUUAAAGAUACUGGCAAAGCACCUGUGGAACAAGAAGUAGCCAUUCAUCGAAUUAGAAUUACUUUGACAAGUCGCAAUGUAAAAUCACUUGAGAAGGUCUGUGCCGACUUGAUCAGAGGUGCUAAGGAAAAAAACCUAAAGGUGAAAGGACCUGUUCGCAUGCCCACCAAGACUCUGCGAAUCACUACCAGGAAGACACCUUGUGGUGAAGGUUCUAAGACCUGGGAUCGUUUCCAAAUGCGUAUCCAUAAGCGACUCAUUGACUUGCACAGCCCUUCUGAGAUUGUCAAGCAGAUCACUUCCAUCAGCAUUGAACCAGGUGUAGAGGUCGAAGUUACUAUUGCCGAUGCCUAAAUGAUGGUCAUCUACUUUUAAUAAAGUUGAUUUACAAAUUUU
Messenger RNA from Struthio camelus australis, 660 nucleotides. The record is from RefSeq and is a predicted model, not a curated record. Lineage: Eukaryota; Metazoa; Chordata; Aves; Struthioniformes; Struthionidae.